AUGAGCCAGCCCAGGCCCCGCUACGUGGUAGACAGAGCUGCAUACUCCCUCACCCUCUUCGAUGAUGAGUUUGAGAAGAAGGACCGGACAUACCCACUGGGAGAGAAACUUCGCAAUGCCUUCAGAUGUUCCCCAGCCAAGAUCAAAACCACGCUGUUUGGGCUGUUCCCCGUGCUCUCUUGGCUCCCCAAGUACAAGAUCAAAGACUACCUCGUCCCGGACCUUCUUGGGGGCCUCAGCGGUGGAUCCAUCCAGGUCCCACAAGGCAUGGCAUUUGCUCUGCUGGCCAACCUUCCUGCAGUCAACGGCCUCUACUCCUCCUUCUUCCCCCUCCUGACCUAUUUCUUCCUGGGGGGCAUACGCCAGAUGGUGCCAGGUACCUUUGCCGUUAUCAGCAUGCUGGUGGGUAACAUCUGUCUGCAGCUGGCCCCAGAGUCGAAAUUCCGGGUCUUCAACUAUACCACCAACGAGAGCUACGUGGACACGGCAGCCAUGGAGGCGGAGAGGCUUCAUGUGUCGGCGACACUAGCCUGCCUGACUGCCAUCAUCCAGAUGGGCCUGGGCUUCGUGCAGUUUGGCUUUGUGGCCAUCUACCUCUCCGAGUCCUUCAUCCGGGGCUUCAUGACGGCCGCCGGCCUGCAGAUCCUGAUCUCCGUGCUCAAGUACAUCUUCGGACUGACCAUCCCCCCCUACACGGGCCCAGGGGCCAUCGUCCUUACCUUCAUUGACAUUUGCAAAAACCUCCCCCACACCAACGUCGCCUCGCUCAUCUUCGCCCUCAUCAGCGGUGUUUUCCUGGUGCUGGUGAAGGAGCUGAAUGCCCGCUACAGGCACAAGAUCCACUUCCCCAUCCCUACAGAGCUGAUUGUGGUGGUGGUAGCAACAGCUAUUUCCGGAGGCUGCAAGAUGCCCAGCAAGUACCAGAUGCAGAUUGUGGGAGAGAUCCAACAGGGGUUCCCCACUCCCGUGUCACCUGCGGUUUCACAGUGGAAGGACAUGAUUGGCACAGCCUUCUCCGUGGCCAUCGUGGGCUAUGUCAUCAACCUGGCUGUGGGCCGGACCCUGGCCAGCAGGCACGGCUAUGACGUGGAUUCUAACCAGGAGAUGAUCGCCCUGGGCUGCAGCAACUUCUUCGGCUCCUUCUUUAAAAUCCAUGUCAUUUGCUGUGCCCUCUCCGUCACUCUGGCUGUGGAUGGCGCUGGAGGGAAGUCUCAGAUCUCAAGCCUGUGCGUGUCCCUGGUGGUGAUGAUCACCAUGCUGGUCCUGGGGACCUAUCUGUACCCUCUCCCCAAGUCUGUGCUAGGAGCCCUGAUAGCUGUCAACCUCAAGAACUCCCUCAAGCAACUCGCCGACCCCUACUACCUGUGGAGGAAGAGCAAGCUCGACUGUUGCAUCUGGGUGGUGAGCUUCCUCUCUGCCUUCUUCCUGAGCCUGCCGUAUGGUGUAGCGGUGGGCGUCGCCUUCUCCGUCCUGGUUGUGGUCUUCCAGACCCAGUUUCGAAAUGGCUAUGCUUUGGCCCAAAUCACGGACACUGACAUUUAUGUGAACCCCAAGACCUAUAUUAAGGCCCAGGAAGUCCAGGGGGUUAAGAUCGUCACUUACUGCUCCCCACUCUAUUUUGCCAACUCGGAAAUCUUCAGGCAGAAGGUCAUUGCCAAGACGGGUGUGGAUCCCCAGAAGGUACUGCUGGCCAAGCAAAAAUACCUCAGGAAGCAGGAGAAGGGGAAAAUCAUGCCCAAACAACAGAGGAAGUCUCUGUUUAUGAAAACCAAGACUGUCUCCCUGCAGGAGCUUCAGCAGGACUUUGAGAACCCCUCCCCCACGGACCCCAACAACAACCAGACGCCUGCUAAUGGUGCCAGCGUGUCCUACAUCACCUUCAGCCCUGACAGCGCCACAGCUGCCAGCUGUGAGCCACCAGCCCCUGCUGAGACCCCCACUGAGCCCAGUGACAUGCUGGCCAGCGUCCCACCCUUUGUCACCUUCCACACCCUCAUCCUCGACAUGAGUGGGGUCAGCUUUGUGGACUUGAUGGGCAUCAAAGCCCUGGCCAAGCUGAGCGCCACCUUCGGGAAGAUCGGUGUGAAGGUCUUCUUGGUGAACGUUCAUGCCCAGGUGUACAAUGACAUUAGCCACGGAGGUGUCUUUGAAGAUGGGUGUCUAGAGCGCAACCACGUCUUUCCCAGCAUACACGAUGCGGUCCUCUUUGCCCAGGCAAAGACCAGCAACGUGGCCCCAGGACAUGACUUCCAAGGGCCUCCAGUGGACCCUGAGCUGUCAUUGUAUGAUUCAAAGGAUGACGUCCCCAGCUACUGGGACUUAGAGCAGGAGAUGUUCGGGAGCAUGUUUCACGCAGAGACUCUGACCGCCCUGUGAGGGCACAGCCGGUUCCGUGCUGCCUCCAGAGCGCCUGGCACCUGGGGCCCCCAUGAAGGAUGAGCCUGGGAUCACAGGGAGUGGCGGGUAGAGGAAAACGCCUCCACCAGGACUCCAGUACCUCUCCAUCCUCCUCCUCAUCCUCUCCCAUCCCCCCACCUCCCUCCUGACAUCUGCAGCAGGGAGAGCCACCUCUUCACCCUUCUGCUGAUCCUCAGGGCCCCAGCCAGCAACGAGCAAGCCUCCUGCUCAC
Messenger RNA from Camelus dromedarius (Arabian camel), 2629 nucleotides. RefSeq names its product solute carrier family 26 member 9 (gene SLC26A9). Gene Ontology annotation, cellular component: plasma membrane. Lineage: Eukaryota; Metazoa; Chordata; Mammalia; Artiodactyla; Camelidae. The record is from RefSeq and is a predicted model, not a curated record. Bases 1 to 2376 code for a protein of 791 amino acids. Gene Ontology annotation, biological process: transmembrane transport. Gene Ontology annotation, molecular function: bicarbonate transmembrane transporter activity; chloride transmembrane transporter activity; sulfate transmembrane transporter activity. The transcript has 20 exons.